Carassius gibelio (silver crucian carp) is the source of this 1943-nucleotide messenger RNA. Its product is annotated as poly(rC)-binding protein 3-like. Gene Ontology annotation, molecular function: mRNA binding. Gene Ontology annotation, cellular component: nucleus; cytoplasm. Bases 203 to 1255 code for a protein of 350 amino acids. The record is from RefSeq and is a predicted model, not a curated record. Lineage: Eukaryota; Metazoa; Chordata; Actinopteri; Cypriniformes; Cyprinidae. The transcript has 13 exons. Gene Ontology annotation, biological process: regulation of RNA metabolic process; regulation of gene expression.
UCUGAGUUAACCAAGAGGAUAGAGGGAAAAUCAUUUUCCGUUUGCCAGUUGUUCUGUUAUUAUUAAUCUUUUUGCAAACAUCGAAAGUGGUGGCCAUCUGUUUCCAGUAGCACCAAAGGUUACUGUGUGGUGACCACUGGCCCCUAUUCCUUAACUGCUCCUGUGAGUUCCUAACUAAUUCACCCAGUCCUAAAUUCUCACUAUGGAGCCCAGCAAAGUGCAACCUGAAGGAGGACUUAAUGUCACUUUGACUAUCAGACUCCUCAUGCAUGGCAAGGAGGUUGGCAGCAUUGUAGGCAAGAAAGGAGAAACUGUGAAGAAGAUGCGGGAAGAUAGUAAUGCACGCAUAAAUAUUUCAGAGGGGAAUUGCCCAGAGAGGAUAGUUACCAUUACAGGACCCACAGAUGCUAUAUUCAAGGCCUUUGCCAUGAUCGCAUUCAAGUUUGAAGAAGAUAUUGUUAACUCUAUGAGCAAUAGCCAGGCUACUAGUAAGCCUCCAGUGACUUUGCGUUUGGUGGUGCCGGCCAGUCAGUGUGGCUCUCUAAUUGGGAAAGGAGGCUCCAAGAUCAAGGAGAUGAGGGAGACUACAGGGGCUCAAGUGCAAGUGGCUGGAGACAUGUUGCCCAAUUCUACUGAGCGGGCGGUCACUAUCUCAGGUGCUCCAGAGGCCAUUGUCCAGUGUGUGAAGCAGAUCUGUGUGGUCAUGCUGGAGUCCCCACCCAAAGGUGCCACAAUUCCAUAUAGGCCGAAACCUGCCACUGCACAAGUCAUUUUCUCUGGGGGCCAGGUGAGAGCAGAUACUCUGGCAGCACCAGCCACAGCCGGCCUCAGCUUGUUACUGCAGCAUCAGCCUCUGCCUGCCUACACCAUUCAGGGACAAUAUGCCAUCCCACACCCAGACUUGACAAAGCUCCAUCAGCUGGUUAUGCAGCAAACCCCCUUUACCUCCCUCGGACAGACCAUCCCCGCUUUUCCUGGUCUGGAUGCCAGUUCACAGGCCAGUACUCAUGAACUCACCAUUCCAAAUGAUCUAAUAGGCUGCAUAAUCGGACGUCAGGGCACAAAAAUUAAUGAAAUCCGUCAAAUGUCUGGGGCUCAGAUCAAAAUUGCUAAUGCAAUGGAGGGGUCAUCAGACCGUCAGAUCACCAUUACUGGAACACCUGCCAAUAUCAGCCUGGCACAGUACCUCAUAAAUGCCAGGUUCAGAGAUGUGGCAGCCAUGUGGACUGACCCUUCAACCAUGACAACCUCCUGAAAUCAUAUUAUGCUCUGUUUAUCUAAGGCGUUCUGGUCUUUAUUUUUGGGCCUUAUCAGUGUUCCGUAAAACCUGGGAAUUGAUAUAGUCAGACAUUUGUGUCUCAGGAUUGUUGAAUUACAAUCAGUGUAAUAAAACCAGUUCAAUUUCCAAGACAGCAAGCAGUUCCGGCCCACAUUUGGCCCACGUGAAAUCCAUGCGGGCCAAAUGUGGGCCAGAUUUGGGCUGAAACUGCUUGCUGUCUGGGUUAUUCAUUCCAUAAAAUGACAGAAAAACAAAGCAAAGCUUCACCCAACAAAAAAAAAAACUCUGAAAAAAUGAUUUAUUGUCUACACUGAUAGGUCUCUUCAGUAAAAAGUAUUCUAAAAAGCAGCCUGUGUGUAGCCAAUUUUGGAAUUGUGUCUGUGUACAAGAAUAUGAUGCAUGUAACUUAUUAAUUAGAUAUAGUUUUGACUUUUAGUGAAGAACAUUAGCAUGCUGAAUGUCUAGCAGUUGUUAUUGCUUUUAUUUAUUUAAAUGCUCUCUCAGUAUUUUACAGUAUUUAAAAAAAAUGUAUUCAAGUUAUCAUACAAGUAAUGUUAGCAAUAAAUUGUAUUAAAAUAUGCUUCUUUUAACAUAUGUAAUAAAACAGGUAGUCAGAAAUGCUUUGAUUUUAGAAAAAGAGAAAAAUGAUUUCCAGUUCAUUUUA